CAGUCAACAUGGGUCAGUGGACGCUGCACAGCAUUUUAUUUCUUGUGCUUGUUUGCCACUCCAAUGGACAGUUUGACAAUAUAAGAAGACCCCCCUGGCGAGACAGAUUUACACCAAUAGACAGAUACUGGGACCUCCAUGAAAUACCAGAGCGGAAGACAGUUAGUACUGCACCAAGGUUCACCUUGCUGGCUCCAGACCUUCUGAGGACAGACAGCCAGGAGAACAUCUACCUACAGGCAGAUGGUGUGUCCAACCCCAUCACCGUUUCCAUCUCUAUCCAGGACUUUGGAAAGACCACGACGCUCCUCGAAGACUCUGUCACACUCAAUCUGGAAAAUGGAUUCUAUGUUCUCAAGACUAUACAGCUCCCCUCUGAUCGUCUGAACCGCGAAGAGAAGACGAACAAGUUUGUUUAUCUGAAGGUGACCUUUGGGGGCUUCCACUCUGAGGAGAGGAUACUGAUGGUGUCCUUUCACUCUGGAUACAUCUUCAUCCAGACAGACAAGCCCAUCUAUAACCCUGGAGAUACUGUUCGGUUCAGAGCCUUUGCGUCCUCUACAUCCUUUAAGUCCUUUGACAGCUCUGUCACAAUAGAUAUCCAGAAUCCAGACGGUGUGGUGGUUAAACAGAUCUCCAGGACCAGUGCUCUUGAUGGCAUCUAUGGGGACACUUUAGCUCUCUCCGAAUUUGUCAAUGAAGGAACAUGGACGGUGACUGCAAAGUUUGACCACUGGGAGCAGAACACAUUCACCUCCAAGUUCGAGGUGAAGAAAUAUGUGCUUCCUGCAUUCAAUGUUACCUUGACGCCCAGGAAGUCCUUUCUCAACCUUGAUGACAGCGAACUGGUUUUAGAGAUCUCGGCCAGUUACCUGUAUGGGGAGCCAGUCCAGGGGACGGCCUAUGUGGUGUUUGGAGUGAAAAUCAAUCAAGAGAGGAUAAGGUUGCCUUCAGUGAAGCAGGUGUCACAUCUGGAUGGAGGAGUCGUUAGACUGAGCAUGGAGGAGCUCAAGAGAGCUUACCCAGACAUCAGAUCUUUGGUGGGCCACUCUGUGUAUGUCAAGGCCUCCGUGCUCACCAAAUCAGGUAGUGAUUUGGUUGAAGCAGAGAAGACUGGAAUUCAAAUUGUGGAGUCUCCCUAUGUUGUAUCCUUCAAAGACAUACCAAAGUACUUCAAACCAGGCCUGCCCCUCGACUUUACAAUCCAGGUGAGUCACCAUGAUGGUUCCCCGGCCCAUAAUGUACUGGUGAAGGUGAAUCUGCUGGACAGUCCAACGGUCGUCUCCUCCGGCACCGCCAGAGUUACCAUCAACAUGCCCAGAGAUCAACUCUCUCUACAAACUAUCACUGCUGAGACCACACAGGCUAACCUGAGACCGGAGCAGCAGGCCAAACAACAGAUCACUGUUCAGCCAUACGUCACCUUUAACCAGCGCCAGCGGAACUACCUCUACAUAUCUACAGGAACCAACAGGGUGUCUGUAGGAGACGGACUGUCCCUGAAGCUGACCACCGCUGCUGCAGACCAGACACACAGAGACCUAAUUAAACAGAUCACCUACCUGGUUGUAAAUAAAGGAAAAAUUGUUGUUGCUAAGUGUGAGAAUGUGAACAGUCAGCUGGUCACCCACAUUGGACUGACGGUCACCCCGGAGAUGAUGCCGUCGUUCCGCUUUGUGGCCUUCUACACUAUUCCCUGGGAGGGGCGCGAGGAGGUGGUGCCAGAUUCCAUAUGGGUGGAUGUGGAAGAUUCCUGUGUUGGAGGGCUGACAGUCGGCCCGGUGGACAGCAUACAUCGUGACUACACCCCUGGGAGGAGCUUUCAUUUUAAGGUCAGAGGUGAUCCUGGGGCAAAGGUCAGCCUGGUGGCUGUGGACAACGCUGUGUAUCUGCUCAACAGGGACAGACUUACACAGAGGAAGAUCUGGGACGUUGUGGAGCAUGGAGACAUUGGCUGCACUCGAGGGGGUGGCAGAGAUGCCACAGCAGUGUUCUCAGAUGCAGGAUUGCUCUACGCCUCCAGUGCUGGGUUUAGAACCCAAACCAGACAAGCCCUGCAGUGUCCAGGCAGUGCCAGAAGGAGGCGCUCUGCUGAACUGUUGAAGCGUAGAGCCCAACUGGAGAGUCAUUACAAGGAGAAGCUCCAGCAUCGCUGCUGUAAGGACGGCCUCAGGGAGAUCCCCAUGCCGUACUCCUGUACUAGACGCUCCUUCUACAUCACAGAGGGCUGGGAGUGUAUGCGCGCCUUCCGCUAUUGCUGCUCCACUUACAGGGAUCAAGUGUUUGACACAGAGAUUCCCACCACCCCACCACCCAUGACCACACCGCCCCCAACCACCACACCUCACCCAAUCACCGUCUUCCGUUUUGCGAUAGAAGAGAAAGCACAUGGGCGACACAUUCCACUCUCCCCGCAUACAUUUGAUUGGACUAGUAGAAGUGUGAACCACGAGCAUGGACAACCUGUACUAUAUGGACUACCUGGACGGGUUGAACAACGACCUCAGAUGACCUAUACAGAUGCAAACAGGGCAAGAGAAGAAGAAGGAGAUCUGCUGUUUCAAAGGGCAGUGGAGGAGGAAGAAGAGGGGGAAGAGUGGGAAGAGUACCUGGAUGAGACUCAAGUGUAUCUGCGAUCCAAGUUCUAUGAGUCUUGGCUGUGGAUGGAUGUUAACCUGCCCAGCCAGGCAGACAGAGAUGGGUUGGCGUCUAAGAACCUUGACAAACCCCUACCUGACAGUAUCACAGAGUGGGGAGUUCUGGCCAUCAGCGCAUCACCUCAUACAGGUUUCUGUGUUGCCGAGCCUUACAACAUCAGAGCUCGGAAGGAUUUCUUUGUGGACCUCAAGCUGCCGUACUCAGUGGCGAGGAACGAACAGGUCGAGAUUAAAGCUGUGGUCCAUAACUAUGGCGACGAAGACCUGCAUGUGAGGGUGGUGCUGAUGAAGACAGAAAACAUGUGCAGCAUUGCCUUCAAGGACAGACACACGCAAGAAGUGUCGUUGCCGGCCGGCUCUUCGGUUGUGGUGCCUUACACCAUCGUACCCCUGGUGGUGGGGAAACUUCCUCUGGAAGUGAUGGUGGUCAGCAGAGACACGAGAGGAGACCGCAUCCAAAAACUUCUACGGGUGGUGAUGGAUGGAGUGCAGAAGACUGAAGUUUGGAGUGCGGUGUUGAACCCGUCUGCUGAGGGAGGCACGCAGACGGUUCGUGUGGGCAGGAUCGAACUGGAGUCAGUUGUUCCAAACUCUCAGCCAGAGACGUUCAUCAAUGUCAGAGGUAAUGUGUUGGCAGACAGCAUUGAUAACUCCAUCAGUGAGGACUCACUGGCCUCUCUGAUCCACAUGCCCGGUGGCUGUGUGGAGCAAAACUUGGCCAGCAUGACUCUGCCACUCAUCGCUACCCUCUACCUGGAGCGAACCAACAGCUGGGAGACUGUGGGGGUGGAGCGCAAGGCUGAGGCUCUCCGAUACAUCAGGAGAGGCUAUGAGAACCAGUUGGCAUACAGAAAAAGUGAUGGAUCUUACCCCCCCUACAGGAGGGAAGGUGCAAGUACAUGGAUCACGGCGUACGUGGUGAAAGUUUUCUCCAUGGCUCACUCCAUCGUCGGCAUCAGUGAGCAGCAAGUGUGCGACCCCCUGCUCUACCUAGUGAAGAACAAACAACAACAUGGGGGGAACUUCGUAGAAAGCAACCCAGUUUACAGCACUACCAUGACUGGCGGUCUCCGUGGCGAUGACCCUGGGGUGACCCUAACAGCCUUCGUCCUCAUAGCGCUCGCUGAGGCCAGGCAGGCCGGGAUCUCCUGCAGUGAUCCAAACGUGGACACAGACGGAGUUAUCCAUAAGACAGCUGAAUACCUGAAGAGAUCACUGGUGAUGAGCGGGAGGAGACCGUACACCGUGGCCAUUGCCUCGUAUGCGCUGGCUCUGGCGGGGAAGGCACCGCGCUAUGACCCGACACAAGCUUUACUCAGAGCUGCAGCUCGAGGUGGCAGCCACUGGCCCGACAGUAAGAACACCUUGUUCACGCUGGAGGGGACCGGGUACGCCCUGCUGGCUCUGAUCAAGUUGCGACACAUGAGGGAAGCUGCAGCUCCGUUUAAAUGGCUGAACAGCCAGCGGAGGAGAGGAGGAGGCUUUGGCUCCACUCAGUCCACCAUGGUGGUGCUCCAGGCGCUGUCAGAGUACCUGAUUAACAGACCUCCUCCUGGUGACCUCAGUCUGGAUGUGGACGUCAGGAUGACAGGACGCAAGGAAAUCCGCUACCAUUUCAACCCGGAGACCGCCUAUGCUGCUCGCUCUUCCAGGCUGCCUGCUAAUGUUGAUCUGGAAGUGGAGGCUCAAGGGAAUGGACAGGGUAUACUGGAGGUUGUGACUUAUUACAACCAGCUGCAUGAGGUGGAUGAGAAAAUGCCCUGCAAAGACUUUGAGCUCAGUGUCAAUAUUGAAGAAUCCAGCGAAAAGCCUCCAGCAGAUGUAGAAAAAUCCUACCAGAUCACCAUCAAAGUGAGGGCUUUAGGGCCCAGAGAUGUCAGGAUGGUGGUUCUGGAUAUAAGUCUGCCCACUGGCUUCACCCCAGAAAACUCAGACCUGGAGAUGUUGUCUAACUCAGUGGACCGAUACAUCAAUAACUUCCAGAUUGUUGAUAACCUGAGUGACAGAGGCUCUCUGAUCAUCCACCUGUUCAAGGUGUCUCACAGAGAGCCAGAGAUCCUGAUCUUCAGGCUUCAGCAGAGCUUCAAAGUUGGCCUCCUCCAGCCAUCCUCGGUUACUGUCUAUGAGUAUUACAACCCAGAUCACCGCUGCAGUCGUACCUACUCUCCCAGGGAGGACAAAGAGGGGCUCACUCAGAUCUGCAGGGACAAUGUCUGCCGCUGCACACAGGGUGACUGCUGUGUCGCCAAAACCGAUGAUGAAAACUUCUCCAACAAAGAACGGGAGACAUUUGCCUGCAAGAGUUUACACCACGUUUUCCAGGUGAAGGUGCUGAAUGUCAGUCAGAGUUAUUACGACAAAUACGAGAUGGAGAUCACACAAGUUAUCAAACUGGGUGUGGAGUCUGGAGUUGAAGUGGGCCAGAAAAGGUUGUUCAUGUCUCAUGGAGGCUGCAGAGAUGGACUCAGCCUGAAGCAGGGCUCCCAGUACCUCAUCAUCGGCCCCAAAGAGGACCAGUGGAACAUUGAUACUGACAGCAACAGACUCAUCUACAUGUUAGGAAAGGACACCUGGGUGGAACGCUGGCCUUCAUCUGCAGAGUGCUCCAGCAAUCCCAGCCUGCAGGCAAAAUGCAAGGGCCUCAGUGAUAAUGCACAUGAACUGUCUGUCAACGCCUGCAGCCUGUAGAGGGUUUUAAGCAGCAACUGCAUACCA
Morone saxatilis (striped sea-bass) is the source of this 5372-nucleotide messenger RNA. RefSeq names its product venom factor-like. Gene Ontology annotation, molecular function: protein binding; endopeptidase inhibitor activity. Gene Ontology annotation, cellular component: extracellular region. The record is from RefSeq and is a predicted model, not a curated record. Bases 9 to 5345 code for a protein of 1778 amino acids. Lineage: Eukaryota; Metazoa; Chordata; Actinopteri; Moronidae. The transcript is spliced from 44 exons.